Molecule: messenger RNA, 831 nt
Organism: Ilex paraguariensis (yerba mate)
Lineage: Eukaryota; Viridiplantae; Streptophyta; Magnoliopsida; Aquifoliales; Aquifoliaceae
Source: the annotation of a GenBank genome assembly
AUGGCCAGCUCUUCCCAUCAAACACUAGCGGCCAGAAGACUAGAAGGUAAGGUGGCGAUAAUAACCGGUGGUGCCAGCGGUAUCGGUGCAACCACAGCAAGGCUGUUUGCUCAACAUGGUGCUAAGAUCGUGAUUGCAGAUAUCCAGGAUGACCUCGGAGCCUCCGUAGCCAAAGAUAUUGGCUCCGAGGAAGCAACCUUCGUCCAUUGCAAUGUUACCAUAGAAUCUGACGUCCAAAACGCAGUGGAUACGACAAUUGCAAAAUAUGGUAAGCUUGACAUCAUGUUCAGCAACGCUGGAACCAUGGGGAAGCCAAUCGCCAGCAUUCUGGAGAUAGAUCACGAAACGAUAAACUCGGUUUUCGAGGUUAAUGUCUAUGGCUCAUUCUUCUGCGGCAAACAUGCUGCAAGAGUGAUGAUUCCGGCAAAGAAAGGGAACAUUAUUUUCAAUGCAAGUGCUGCCACGGUGACGUUCGGGGACAUCGCACACCCCUAUUCGUCGUCGAAGAACGCAAUUCUCGGGCUCACGAAGAGAUUGGGUGUCGAGCUCGGGCGAUAUGGGAUCAGAGUUAACUGCAUUUCUCCAUAUGCACUGGCAACCCCAUUGGGGUUGAAUACAAUGGGCAUAGAUAAGGAACUGGGAGAAAAGUUGUUUCAGCAGGCAGCAAAUUUGAAACGGAUAGUGCUGCGUGAAGAGGAUUGUGCAGAGGCAGUGCUAUAUUUGGCAAGUGAAGAGUCCAAGUAUGUGAGUGGGUUGAACCUGGUGCUCGAUGGGGGUUACAGCACAACCAACGAAGCUUUUACAGAGGCCAUGAAAAAACUGUUACUCUGA